CUGUUGGCUUCAGUUCUUCAUGAAGACUCCGCCUCCAGGUCUGUCUUGGGCGCCCUCUCUUCCACUUUCCCAGGGGGUUCAGCUAAAGCGCUUGGCGUGUCACAUUUGGAGAAAGUUUGCAACAUGAUGAGCUUUGGUUGGAAGCGAAAAAUUGGGUCAAACGUCAGCAAAGUAAAAACUGCAACUUUUUCUGCUGAAACAAAAGAUGAGGAGAGUCCAGAUGUUGACUGGCUAACCUCCGCACCAAAAAGAAAAUUUGUUUCCCUGGAAGAUGCCAGCUCCAAGAGUCAGCGGCUCCAAGCUGAGGGUGCUGUCUUGGCUGAAGCAGAAAGAUAUUGGGAAGCUCUUAAGAAAUGGGAUGAAGCAGCUCAGCUGACACCAGGCAAUGAAAAAAUUCUUGAAAUGAAAGCCCAGGCGUUGAUGGCAGUCGGCGAGGUUUUCCCUGCGCUGCAGAUGGCAGAAAAAACUGUGGACAUGGCACCCCUGUGGUGGGUGGGGCACCAGACACUGGGCAGAGCUUUGGCCAAUACCGGAGAAGUCAGGCUGGCACUAAAAAGUUUCUCCCGUGCCGUCCACCUGUACCCAGGGGACCAGGAGCUGUGGGAGGAGGACCUGCUAUGGACGAGGUCACUGCUAGAGAGGAGGAAGCUGGUCUGUGAGGCUGAGCCUCCUACAAGCAGCAGUGUCACAAUCACAGAACUCUCAGAACAUGGCACUGAGGUCAGCCCCACUGAGAGGUCAGUGCUUCCAUACAGCCACACUGACCAGUCACAGCAACAACAGCACAUUCAGCACUUGCCCAGAAACUAUGUCCAGAUGAGGGAUCCAACAUGACCGCAACACUUGCCUACCUGACCAUCAACACU
Molecule: messenger RNA, 866 nt
Organism: Physella acuta
Lineage: Eukaryota; Metazoa; Mollusca; Gastropoda; Physidae
Product: tetratricopeptide repeat protein 33
Molecular function (GO): protein binding
Source: RefSeq, a predicted model, not a curated record